Messenger RNA from Trematosphaeria pertusa, 2058 nucleotides. RefSeq lists its product as uncharacterized. Gene Ontology annotation, cellular component: nucleus. Gene Ontology annotation, biological process: positive regulation of transcription from RNA polymerase II promoter by galactose; DNA-templated transcription. Lineage: Eukaryota; Fungi; Ascomycota; Dothideomycetes; Pleosporales; Trematosphaeriaceae. The record is from RefSeq and is a predicted model, not a curated record. Bases 1 to 2058 code for a protein of 685 amino acids. Gene Ontology annotation, molecular function: zinc ion binding; DNA-binding transcription factor activity, RNA polymerase II-specific; RNA polymerase II cis-regulatory region sequence-specific DNA binding. The transcript has 8 exons.
AUGUCAGAGCCACGCCACUCGCACGACGGCUUCGAGAACAAUGGCCAGAUCAACAUGCGGAAACGAAGGCGCACGGCCGUCGCAUGCAAGAACUGCAGCGCCCGGAAAUCAAGAUGCGACGGCGGGCAGCCGAAGUGCUCGACCUGCACCGAUACGAAUGCUGAUUGCGUCUAUCCGCGUCCGGCGCGAGCUUCCCAGUCGCGCCCAGCAAUAUCCGAUGUCGAGUUGCACUCCCGGCUGGAAACCAUGGAAGAGAGUCUGAAGCAGCUUCAAGGAAUGCUGCCAAACUUAGGAAGAAUGGUCCCUCCGUGCGAGCCCCGUGCCUCUUCCGCCUCAGACGUGGCAAGCACAAGUCACCAUACCACGGAAAGCAGCCAUACAUCAGCAAGUCCAGCCGAGGACCCUGUCGAUGGAAUGGGUAUCAUGCUCGCGGACGAUAAUUACGACAACGCAGACGAGGGCUAUUUUGGCGUUUCGUCCAACAUCGCGCUCCUGAGGAGAAUCACUCAUACCUGUGUCCACGCCCGAACCCUGAACUCAACGAGCCCGGCUUCGUUGAGGAAUGUGGGUUUCGAUCACCAGCAGAGGCCGCCAUCGCGUCCGCCGCGAAGACUUUCCGGAGUCGUCUCGCACCAGCCUGCUGAGUGCAGGCCUGAAGGUUCCUUGAACGUCCACCACCUACCGAGUCUCGGCGAAGGCAUAGCUCUCAUCCGUCAGUUCUUCGGUACCGUGGGGUUGAUGAUUCCCUGUUUCCAUGAACCGCAGUUUGUGGAAUUGUUUCAGCAAGCUUCGUUGAAUGGAGCGAGCACUGUAAGCAAGACAAUGCUGGCAAUUCUCAACGUCAUGUUUGCCUUUGGGAACGCCGUAGCAACUACCUCAUCGCCACCCUACGAGUCUGCCCUUGCAGAAGAAUCCGACAUCUGCUACAGCCGGGCUAUAGCCUUGAUGGGAAAUGCUUUUGAUCCUUCAAGUCUCGAAACCGUCCAAUUGUCACUCAUCCUAUCCACCUACUUAAUGGGCACUCAGCGGUCUGUCAAAUCUUGGAGUUUCCACGCCCUCUCUGUGGGUGGUGCCAUCAAGCUCGGUCUCAAUUCGUGCAACGCAGGAAAGUCGCUUUCGCUGCUUGCACGGGAAAUGCGGAAACGAGUUUGGUUUUGGUGCGUCACAAAUGAUCGAUUUCUCAGUAUGUUGUUCGGUCGUUCCCCAUUAAUACAUCCAUCUCUCGUGAGCAUGCAAUUGCCAGUCGAUAUCAGCGCAGAAUAUCCUUCCAGCACUGUAUCCAGCCCAGUCAUGCGGUCCAUAGUAGAUCAUUAUAGCGCCAUCAUAGAAGUCUCUGCUCUGAUGGGUGAAGUAGUGGAAAAGCUAUACAACCAAAAUCUAGUGUUGGAACUGGCGAUCAGUACCGAGAAGUUGCUUGCAUCCAGGCUCGACUUGAUCUGGAGACUUGGGGACUGGCGCAACGCCCUACCUCAGGCAUUGAAACCCAUUACCUCUCACGACAUAAGUUGGAGAAGUGCGAACCCUGCCAUCGAUGAUCUGCGUCUCCGAAUUUUCCUAACGUUACGUUAUAAAUGCGUUCAAGUCCUGGUCAACCGAGCCGUUCUGUUCAAAUACCUGGACUACCAGCCCGAAUCCGACGUGGACAGUAGAGAACUUCAUCUGCUGCAAACUUCAGGCCAAUGCAGCUUACAAGCUUGCCAGGAGGACUGCAGAGAGCUGAUCAAACUUGUAGCAGCACUACUUAACCCCGCCAAAGAGUUUGAAGAUAUCACGUUGUUUGGCGCCUGGUACUUCAGCAGUUACCAUGUCUUCAACGCUGCCCUGGCGCUGCUUGGAAUCCUGCUCGUCUGUAGAACUGCCAAUUUUAGCGAUUUGCUCAUUCAGCGCGAGGCGAUGGAAAUUAGGAAAUCCCUGUACGAAGCAUCCGAAGUCCUAGGCAGUCUCCACAACGGCAAUCCUAUGAUUUUGCGAUGUGCCGAGUGUCUCCCAAGGUUGAUUCGGAUGUAUGAAUCUACUGGUAAGCCCCUAGUUCUACGCGCCAUGAAUCCUUUCGGCUAA